Saxophila tyrrhenica is the source of this 1053-nucleotide messenger RNA. It is a transcript of the gene CAB2, whose product is annotated as Phosphopantothenate--cysteine ligase cab2. Gene Ontology annotation, cellular component: cytoplasm; nucleus. Bases 1 to 1053 code for a protein of 350 amino acids. Lineage: Eukaryota; Fungi; Ascomycota; Dothideomycetes; Mycosphaerellales; Extremaceae. The transcript has a single exon. Gene Ontology annotation, biological process: coenzyme A biosynthetic process. The record is from RefSeq and is a predicted model, not a curated record. Gene Ontology annotation, molecular function: phosphopantothenate--cysteine ligase activity.
AUGGAAUACUUCGACAACAACCCGCGGCCGCCGAGUCUCGAUGUCCACAGCGAAACGGCUCGCACAUUCAUCGAGCAACACGCAUCCCAGGGCCGCCGCGUCGCUCUUGUGACAUCCGGCGGCACCACCGUCCCCUUGGAAAACCAAACCGUCCGCUUCAUCGACAACUUUUCCGCCGGCACCCGUGGCGCCACCAGCGCAGAGUAUUUCCUCGAAUCCGGAUACGCAGUCAUCUUCCUCCACCGGCAAUUCUCCCUCCUACCCUACGCUCGCCACUACUCGCACAGCACGAACUGCUUCCUGGACUACAUGACCUUCAGUUCCUCCGGCGGCGUGGUGAUUGGAGACGAGUACCAGCACCAAAUGGGCGACGUGCUGGCCAAGUACAAGAACGCCAAGCAGGAGAAUACGCUCCUGCUUCUUCCCUUUACGACAGUAAAUGAGUAUCUCUGGCAUCUGCGCGACCUGGCGAUGUCGAUGCAGCCGCUCGGACCCAACAGCCUCUUUUACCUCGCCGCAGCUGUAUCCGACUUCUUCGUCCCCGCUGAUCGCAUGGUUGAGCACAAGAUCCAGUCGUCGGAAGAAUUCAACAGCCUGCACAAACCAGGGGAAGCUGGCGGCGCUGAACCACCCGCCGCGCACAUGGAAGGGAAGAAACUCGUCAUCGACCUGGAUCCUGUCCCGAAGUUCCUGAAGCUGCUGGUCGACCGCUGGGCGCCGCGCAGCAUGAUCAUCUCGUUCAAACUCGAGACGGAUCCCUCGAUGCUGGCGGACAAAGCACGGUAUGCGCUGAAGAAGUACUCGCACCACCUCGUCAUCGGGAAUUUGCUCGCCACGCGCAAGUACGAGGUCCUGCUCGUGUCUGCCGGUGGAGAAAAAUGGCUGCGUCUGCCGGAGAACCGACGGAGUAGAAGUGUGACGAAACUUCAGGAUGGGGUGGAUGGGGGUGACCACGAGGUCAUAGAGAUUGAGGCGUGGAUCGUGCCGGAGAUUGAGAAGUUGCAUACGCAGAUGAUUGAGAAGGGGGAUCCGAGGAUACGGGAUGGGGCGUAG